Molecule: messenger RNA, 2460 nt
Organism: Phragmites australis (common reed)
Lineage: Eukaryota; Viridiplantae; Streptophyta; Magnoliopsida; Poales; Poaceae
Exons: 14
Coding region: 562-2220 (552 amino acids)
Biological process (GO): regulation of signal transduction
Cellular component (GO): endoplasmic reticulum membrane
Source: RefSeq, a predicted model, not a curated record
CAGUGAGCCAAAAGAAAUGGAAGGAGCUUGAAACGAUCUACAGCAUUUUUGGAAUGUAGUUAAAGAAAUCUUCAUGCUUCAAGUGAGAAGAAAUCAGGAGAUCAACUUGGCAGGAAGUAAGUGGGUAUCUAAUUGGGUGGCGUAUCGACAGUGGUGAGUUUAGGAUAUGGAGUAGUGGAUUAAGGAUAAGGAUAUGAAAAUUAUGGAUUUAUAUUAUGUUUGAAUAAGUUAGAUUUGAGAUUGAAAUAAGAAUUUAUUAGACAAAAAAUACCCUCCUUCUAUCUAUGGGGCCAGAAGCAACUCAUCUUAUUGUAGGCAGUUUCUUUAUUUUAGUUUUCCUUUUUUUUUUUGGAACCGUGCGGCGAUUUCUUUUUGGAAAUGGUGAGAAAAGAUUUGAAUUAUGCGAAAGAAACCCGAGAUCAGAUCAGCACUGCACCACCAAUUAAAUUCGCCGAGCAGCGGCGGCGGCGGCGGCGGCGGCGGCAUCUGCAUCUCCGCCUCAUCCUCUUGCUACUGCUGCUGAGUUGAGCUGGAUCGGUGGCCCCGAGCAGCAAGGAAGUCAUGUCUCCCUCCGGCGAGGUGCUGGCCUCCAUCUCCUCCGCCCUCGCCGUCGUCCUCGUCCUCCUCGCCUGCAUCGAGCUCGGCGACGCUGUCGGCGUCUACCGCCUCAUCCAGUACGACCUCGCAGGCGCCCCGCUCGGCUCCCGCGCCGCCGCACUCAACCACCACGCCGCGGCGCUCCAGCUCCCCGCUGCCGCAGACCUCUCCCGCUCAGCUCUCGUCGCGCCGCUCCUCGACCUCCCGCUCUCCUUCCUCCGAGAGUACCUGGCGGAGAAGAAACUUCUGGGAGGGUUGCUCAUUCUGCUCCCAGAAAAGCUCGGUGAUAAGGAUGGUGCAGGGAACAACGAUGACAAAGGGCAAGUAAAGGGUGUACUUGCUGAGCUGGAAAAAUUGCUUGUUCAUGAAGAAGUUCCGUAUCCGGUGUACUUCGCUUUCCACGACGACAGUUUUGAUAACCUGCUGGCAGAUAUCCGUAAAAUUGCCUCUUCAGGUCAACCAGCCUCUGCAACAACAGGAGGUUACAAACUUGUAGUGUCCUCGGCGGAACCUAGAAAAGUGUCAUCUCCGACCAUUUCUAAUAUCCAGGGAUGGCUACCUGGACUGAAAGGAGAGGGCGAUGCUGAACAGCUUCCGACUAUUGCCAUAGUUGCAAACUAUGACACCUUCGGUGCUGCACCUGCGCUUUCUGUGGGAAGCGACAGCAAUGGAAGUGGAGUUGUGGCUCUUCUAGAGAUUGCAAGACUCUUUUCACGCCUGUAUUCAAAUCCUAAGACCAGAGGCAAGUACAAUCUUCUCUUUGGGUUAACAUCUGGUGGACCCUACAAUUACAAUGGAACUAACAAGUGGCUUAGAAGUUUCGAUCAGCGUGUACGCGAGAGCAUUGACUAUGCAAUUUGUUUGAACAGUGUUGGUUCCUGGAGCAAUGACCUCUGGAUGCAUGUAUCAAAGCCUCCAGAAAAUCUUUAUAUCAAGCAAAUCUUCGAAGAUUUUUCGGAUGUCUCUAAAAAAAUGGGUGUUUCAGUUGGAAUCAAGCACAAGAAGAUUAAUGUCUCAAAUCCUAGAGUAGCAUGGGAACACGAGCAAUUCUCAAGGUUUAGAGUGACUGCACUUACUCUUUCGGAAAUGUCUGCCCCUCCUGAAUUUUUGGAAAGCACUGGUGGUCUUCAUGACACUAGAGACUCUGCAGAUGUUGAGUCAGUAAUCCGAACUGUCAGAUUAGUUUCUGAGAGUCUUGCGAGACACAUCUAUGGAUUGAAAGGAAGGAACAUCGAUGUUUUUGCAGAGAAUAGCAGCUUAGCCAUUAAUCCUCAUUACAUCCAGUCCUGGUUGGAUCUGUUAUCACGGACGCCACGGGUUGCACCGUUUCUUCAGAAAAAUGAUCCCUUCAUAGCAGCACUUAAAAAGGAACUGUCUGAACACACUGCUGACGUGCGUGUUCAAAAUGAUGCCCUUGAUGGCAUGUUCACUUUCUAUGAUGCAACGAAAGCAACUCUAAAUGUAUAUCAGGUUGCAAGUGCUACUUUUGAUCUGCUGUUCCUUCUGGUGCUUGGUUCCUAUCUAAUCGUUCUCUUCAGUUUCUUAGUAAUUACUACACGGGGUCUUGAUGAUCUCAUAAACAUAUUCCGUCGGCCUCCAUCACGCAAAGUCAAGGGAGCAUAGGCUAGAUUGUGUUUUGUGUACUAGUUUGGAGAAACGCAUGCCUAGUUAGAAGAGCUAGACAUCAGGAUGACAGAGGCAACCCACAGCACAUAGACAUUGUAAUUGCAUAAUUUCACUGUUCUCUCCAGCCAAUGUGAGUGGCUUCAGAUUCCGCUGCGCAGAACAAUUUGUUUCUUUUGCGCGAGGAUUGUUGCUGUAAUUUGGCCGUAUUCUUUUUAUGAAGCUUACAAUUUUGGCUAC